AUGCGCCGCGAGACAGAGCUGACGAGGGAGAAGACCCAUGAUGAUGAACACCAAGCAGUGGUCCCGGGCGUCGAGCACGACGCCGAGUCCACGCAGUCGGACACGGAUAGCGAGGACCGGCGGUCAUCGACACAGGACGAUGUCAUCCUCGUGAACUUUCAGCCAGGCGAGCCUGCCGACCCGCACAACUGGUCCUUGGCCAAGAAAUAUUACGUCCCACUCGUCGGGACUCUGCUCUCGAUCAACUCCACAAUGGGCUCAUCCACUCCGUCGAACGAGCUCCCCGCGCUGCAGAAGGCCUUCCACUUCCCCGACGGGCCGCAGACCGUGCUCCCGGCUACAACAUUCCUCAUCGGAUUUGUCCUGGGCCCGCUUGUCUUUGCACCGCUGAGUGAACAGUACGGCCGCAGGCCUGUCCUCGUCUCCACGCUAUGCCUUUACACGAUCUUCACCAUGGGGACAGCCCUGUCUCCCAACUGGGCCGCAUUCCUGAUCUUCAGGUUCCUAAGCGGCACGUUUGCCUCGCCGCCGAUGAGCGUGACCGGAGGAUCCAUCGCCGAUGUCUUCGAGGACAAGGUCGUCAGGGGUAGGGCCAACAUGCUCUGGUCCUUUGCUACUCUGCUGGGACCCCUUGCCGGCCCCGUGAUUGCUGGAUAUACGUACCAGUACUCAUGGCGGUGGGCAUUCUGGGCAUCCAUGAUGUUCUCCGGCAUAUGCCUCAUCGCCCUCGUCUUCCAGCCCGAAACGCUCGCCACCAAGAUCCUGCGCGACCGGGCCGCCAAGCUGAACAAGGAGAAGGGCGGCGGGAGGUACAUCGCGCCCGCGGACGUGGACAAGCCCGGCCUGCUCGUCACGCUCAAGAUCACCACCACGCGGCCGCUGUACCUGCUCUGCACCGAGAUGCUCGUCGCGCUGACGUGCGUCUACAUGGCCUUCGUCUACGCCGUCUUCUACAUGCUGCUCAAGAUAUUCCCAACCAUCUUCCACGGCAUCUACGGCUUCACGCCGGGGGAGUCCGGCCUCGCCUUCGUCAUGAUGUUCGCGGGGUCGUUAAUCUCCAACGUCCUCGGCUACUUCUACGACAUCUACGCCCAGGGCCUCGUCCGGAGGCACCCCAACAAGCACGCCGAGUACCUGCGCCUGCCGCUGGCGUGCGCCGGCGGCCCGGCGUUUGUCGUGUCCCUGUUCUGGCUCGGGUGGACGUCGCGGCUGUCGAUCCACUGGAUCGUGCCGCUGUUGUCUAUGAUACCCUAUGGGUUUGGAUACCAGUGUAUUUUCAUGGCCAUGAUCAACUACACGGCCGACGCGUACGGCAUCUUUGCUUCGUCGGCCCUAGCCGCCCUGGCCGCGUGCCGGAGUAUUGCGGGAGCCAUCAUCCCCUUGGCUGUGGACAGCAUGGUCAACACGCUUGGGAUCGCGUGGUCGUGCAGCGUGCUGGCUCUGAUCAGCUGCGCGCUGAGUCUGGUCCCGUUCGGCUUUAUCAUCUGGGGGGAGAAGAUCCGGGCAGCGAGUAAUUUCAGCAAGAAGCUCCAGAAUGCACCACAUCCUGAGCUGGAGCUGACGAGGAGCGUGUCUAUUGUUUGA
Diaporthe citri is the source of this 1584-nucleotide messenger RNA. RefSeq lists its product as uncharacterized. Bases 1 to 1584 code for a protein of 527 amino acids. Gene Ontology annotation, biological process: transmembrane transport. The transcript is spliced from 2 exons. The record is from RefSeq and is a predicted model, not a curated record. Gene Ontology annotation, molecular function: transmembrane transporter activity. Lineage: Eukaryota; Fungi; Ascomycota; Sordariomycetes; Diaporthales; Diaporthaceae.